AUGGCUUUCUUGCAGCGCCCCAACGGUUGUCAUCACCGCGAAGAUGUUGAAGCGGUCGCACCCAAAAAGAAUGCGAAAACGACAUGCGCACAAGCCACUGGUCAUGGAUCCACUUUUCUUCCCCUCUUACGUCUCGUCCGAGAUCCUGCCGGUGCUGUUGCGAGCGCAAUAGAUGCGCUGCGACCAGGAUCCAAUUCUGGGCUUUCUCCAGAGGAGCAAGCAGAGUUACUACGGGUGGAGCAAAGGAGGCAAAUCCUUUAUGCAAAGCUACGGAAUGCUUCCAACUCGAGCGAAUGGCAUCUUACCGCAUUAGAACUCGACAUUCUAGAGCAUAAUGAUGAAUGGAAGGAGGAGUUCGAGUCGCCAGAUUACGAUGCGCUUCUUGUCGAACUUCGACUCAAAGAAUUGGAUGAUGCACGAAUCAGCUGUGAUGUGGGCCGGAUGCUGGCGAUCAUUCGGACAUCACUAACAAGAGGUCUGGGCGAUAUGGGAAACAUUCGGCUUUACAUGCAUUCUCACACCGGCACCAAGCGUCUGAUUGAACGAUAUAUCAGCUCCGCUCUGGCGACUUUGAAAGCGCUAUUGGAUAUAUCGGCAAAUCAAAAGGACGAACGAUUAGCACCGCGUUUCAUGCUGGAACAAGUACUUUGCGCUAGACAAGCGUUUGGAAGAAGCGCCCUUCUGCUUUCUGGGGGAGGAACUUUUGGGAUGAAUCAUAUCGGCGUGCUAAAAUCCCUCUGGGAAGCGCAUUUGCUGCCGCGUAUCAUCUCUGGUGCCUCUGCGGGGAGUAUCGUGUCCGCAGUUAUCUGCACUCGCACCGAUGAAGAAAUUCCGGAGCUGCUGGAUACGUUCUGUUAUGGUGACCUGUCCGUAUUUGAGCGGCCCGACGAUGAGGACAGCGCGCUUCGACGCAUCGGUAGAUUCCUUAAAAUCGGUGCCCUGUUCGAUAUCACGCAUUUGACUCGCGUCAUGCGUGACUUACUCGGCGAUUUAACAUUCCAAGAAGGUUACAAUCGAACACGAAGAAUACUGAACAUAUGUGUUUCGAGCGCUAGCCUCUACGAACUGCCACGAUUGCUAAACUAUGUCUCUGCUCCCAAUGUUUUGAUAUGGUCAGCAGUCGCGGCCUCGUGCUCGGUUCCUUUUGUCUUCUCUGCUGCUUCUCUGCUAGCCAAAGAUCCCAAGACCGGAGAAGCUGUUCCCUGGAAUCCUACACCGCAGCACUACAUCGACGGCUCCGUUGACAAUGAUCUACCAAUGACCAGACUUGCGGAGAUGUUCAAUGUCAACCACUUUAUCGUCUCCCAAGUCAAUCCGCACGUAGUUCCAUUCCUUGUGCGCGAGGAGGAGCUUAUUUCAGCCCAGGGCCCGUCCUCACAUGCAUCCUCUCAGCCUGGACCUGGCUGGCUUUAUACCAUGACCAAUCUCGCCAAAACCGAGGCGUUGCAUCGUCUGAACGUGCUCGCAGACCUCGGGUUCUUUCCCACUGCACUCAGCAAAGUACGAUCUGUCCUCAAUCAGAGAUAUUCCGGGGACAUCACCAUCCUUCCAGAAAUUUCUUAUGCCGACUUCCAUCUAGCACUCACGAAUCCAACCCCGGAAUUUAUGCUCAGUGCCAUGCUUACAGGCGAGCGUGCCACGUGGCCGAAACUCAGCCGAAUUCGAAAUCAUUGCGCCAUUGAACUCGCUCUAGAUGAUGCGGUGCAAAAACUUCGAACAAGAGUUGUCUUUAGCCCAAGCCAGAUGGACUUACGCUUG
Messenger RNA from Xylona heveae TC161, 1758 nucleotides. RefSeq names its product putative esterase of the alpha-beta hydrolase superfamily. Lineage: Eukaryota; Fungi; Ascomycota; Xylonomycetes; Xylonales; Xylonaceae. Gene Ontology annotation, biological process: lipid metabolic process. The transcript is spliced from 3 exons. The record is from RefSeq and is a predicted model, not a curated record. The annotation marks the transcript as partial. Gene Ontology annotation, molecular function: triacylglycerol lipase activity.